This is a messenger RNA of Stegodyphus dumicola, 2436 nucleotides long. RefSeq names its product potassium voltage-gated channel protein Shaw-like. Lineage: Eukaryota; Metazoa; Arthropoda; Arachnida; Araneae; Eresidae. The record is from RefSeq and is a predicted model, not a curated record. Gene Ontology annotation, cellular component: neuronal cell body membrane; presynaptic membrane; postsynaptic membrane. Gene Ontology annotation, molecular function: delayed rectifier potassium channel activity; protein binding. Gene Ontology annotation, biological process: protein homooligomerization; potassium ion transmembrane transport; action potential.
CGACAUUAAAAAGAAAAGAAAAGAUAUUUCUGCAUCACUCGUGUCAAGAUUUAUUUUUUGCGAGUAUGAAAUUGCUAUUGAUGGAAGAAAUUUAAGAAUUUGUUUUGUAGCUAAAAUAUGACUUCUUUAAACCUUACAGCAGAAAAAUGACUUUUCUUUAAAAAACUGAUAAAGGAAUUAACUAUCAAUAUUCAUAGCCGUAAAAAAGCUUUAUGAUUAAAAUAGCUUUAAAUUCUUCUGCUUCAUUGUAUCCCCAACACCUAUCUUCAAAUGUUUUAUAUAAAAUUUAAAGUUCUGGUUUCGAAAUUAUAAUGUCACAGAAAGAAACUUUUGAACUAACUUUACUAUAUCAAUGCAUCUUUUAUAAUACAUACAAUAUAUGCAUGCAGAAAUUAAACGUAUUAUUUAGCUAAAUUUAAAGUAAAACCUAAAAAAUAACAUUUAUACGUUAUCGCAAAAUUUUUAUGAAAUUACUUUUUGAAUUACACAGUUUCUCCGAAAUGUCAUAAUGCAUAAAGGAAGAUAAAAUAAGGUAGUAAACUAGAAAAAAUAAUCUCUUUCUUAUCAGAUGAAACCUUGAUGCCUUCAAAUGAAUUUUAGCUCUGUUUUUACCGUUAUUUUUCACAACAAAAUCAAAAUUAUAAAAAUAUUAGACACAAUCUCCAAAGUAAUUUUUUGGAGAUACCUUUAAUUUUAUUUCAAAAUAGAAAAUAUAUGAAUAUCGAUUAAAGAAGUACCGACGUAUAUAUUUAUUCUACAACAAAGCUAUGUCUUUUCAGACAGUACGAAAAUUUUGUCUUGUGCACAUACAGUUAAGAUGAAAAUUAGCGAAUUAGGGCCACAUAAAACAAGACAAUGACAGUCCAUCAAAUAUAGAACUAUUUAACAUCUUGAAUAAAUUAAAUACCUAAAAUGAACUUGGACGCAGAGAAUAGGGUAGUCCUAAACGUGGGAGGAAUCCGACACGAGACCUACAAAGCCACUCUCAAAAAAAUUCCAGCCACGAGAUUGUCUAGAUUAACAGAAGCGUUGGCCAACUACGAUCCCGUCUUGAACGAGUACUUCUUUGAUCGCCAUCCUGGUGUUUUCGCCCAGAUUCUUAACUACUACCGAUCUGGCAAGUUGCAUUAUCCCACCGACGUCUGUGGACCACUAUUUGAAGAAGAACUCGAGUUCUGGGGCUUGGAUUCCAACCAAGUCGAACCUUGUUGUUGGAUGACUUACACUCAGCACAGAGAUACAAAAGAGACUUUAGCAGUAUUGGACCAACUAGAUUUGGACACGGAUAAGCCAAGUGAUGAAGAAAUUGCACUCAAGUUUGGAAUGGAAGAGGAAUUUCGGGCAGGAACUCUAUCUUGCUGGCAAAAGAUCAAACCUCGAAUGUGGGCGCUAUUUGAUGAGCCCUAUUCGUCAACUCCUGCUAAGGUGAUAGGCAUUAUGUCCGUGUUCUUCAUCUGCGUCUCUAUUCUCUCAUUCUGCCUGAAGACGCAUCCAAAUAUGCGUGUGCCAGUAAUACGAAACGUUACCGUACGUACCUCUCCCCCUUCCUCUAAUCCAAAUGCAACGGUUACUCAUGCAUGGACUUUGGACAAGACGCACACUUACCCGCACGACGUCUUCUUCUACAUCGAAUGCGUCUGCAACGCCUGGUUCACCUUUGAGAUAACGGUCCGCUUUAUCGCGAGUCCCAGAAAAAGUGAGUUCGUUUGUGGUGCCGUCAACCUUAUAGACUUCACGGCCACCUUGUCCUUCUACAUUGAUCUCGCUCUACAGAGGUUUGCUUCACACUUAGAAAACGCGGAUAUCCUAGAAUUCUUCAGCAUCAUCCGCAUCAUGAGGCUUUUCAAGCUGACCAGGCAUUCUGCCGGACUGAAAAUUCUCAUCCAAACCUUCAAGGCUAGUGCCGGGGAACUUAUCCUCCUUGUAUUCUUCCUGGUGCUAGGCAUUGUUAUCUUCGCGUCGCUCGUCUACUAUGCUGAAAGGAUACAGUAUAACCCGACCAACGACUUCAAUAGCAUACCUUUAGGACUGUGGUGGGCUCUGGUGACGAUGACCACAGUCGGCUAUGGGGAUAUGGUCCCCAAGACUUAUGCUGGCAUGUUUGUGGGCGCCCUAUGCGCACUGGCGGGUGUGCUCACCAUAUCACUGCCCGUGCCCGUCAUCGUGUCCAACUUCGCAAUGUUUUAUUCACACACGCAAGCCAGGGCCAAACUGCCUAAGAAGAGACGGCGCGUUAUGCCAGUCGAACAGAUCAGGGGCCAUGUGAUGAGAAGUCACGUGCCUAUGAGAACAGAAGCACCCCCUCCAGCACGACGGAUCAACGCACUAAAACAGAACAUACCAAAGGAUUUUUUAGGAGGAACGAGAACUGGUAAGUUAAAUUUAUUCUUUUUUUUUUUUUUUUAUACAGCGUCAUGCGUUUCCGGCAUUUUAUAA